AUGUUUAAGAAUACUUUUCAAUCAGGGUUCCUCUCAAUCCUUUACAGCAUAGGUAGUAAACCUUUGCAAAUCUGGGAUAAAAAAGUGAGAAAUGGGCACAUAAAGAGAAUAACGGACAAUGAUAUACAGAGUCUGGUGCUGGAAAUAGUCGGAACAAAUGUCAGCACUACGUACAUCACUUGUCCGGCGGACCCGAAGAAAACCCUCGGAAUUAAACUGCCGUUUUUGGUUAUGAUCAUUAAAAAUCUCAAAAAGUACUUCACUUUUGAAGUUCAGGUACUUGAUGACAAGAAUGUUCGGAGAAGGUUUCGGGCCAGCAACUACCAAUCUACAACCAGAGUUAAGCCCUUUAUCUGUACAAUGCCCAUGAGACUGGAUGAAGGCUGGAAUCAGAUACAAUUCAACCUCGCAGACUUUACAAGAAGAGCCUACGGUACUAACUAUGUAGAAACAUUGAGAGUACAAAUACAUGCUAAUUGUCGCAUAAGAAGAGUAUACUUCUCAGAUAGGUUGUAUUCCGAAGACGAGCUCCCCGCUGAAUUCAAACUGUUCCUGCCCAUCCAAAACAAAGCUAAGGCAGCGGUUGCUACAUAA
Molecule: messenger RNA, 594 nt
Organism: Danaus chrysippus (African queen)
Lineage: Eukaryota; Metazoa; Arthropoda; Insecta; Lepidoptera; Nymphalidae
Source: the annotation of a GenBank genome assembly